Molecule: messenger RNA, 753 nt
Organism: Heterotrigona itama
Lineage: Eukaryota; Metazoa; Arthropoda; Insecta; Hymenoptera; Apidae
Source: the annotation of a GenBank genome assembly
AUGGAACGAAGUAAAGAUAUAAGCUCAAGUGAAGAUGAGUUUGAUUUAACGUUGCUUAACGAGGAAGUUACAUCUAUACACAGAGAGCUUGACGAUACAGAGAAUAACAGCAGUGCUGAUGAUAGUGACAAAGUAAGAGGUGUAAGAAGACGAAAGAUCAGAGUAAUAGACAGUGAUUGUGACAGCGAUACCGAUACUAUAGAAGACUCACAAUCGGACAGUUCUGAAUGGAUUAGUUGUACUGAAUCUAAAGAGAUACCUUCAAGAAUACCAUUCAUAGCCGGCGACACUGCUGCAGGACCGCACGUACUCCCAGAUAAGAAAGAACCAUUGGAUUUUUUCAAACUGUUUUUUACCAAUGAACUCGUGAAUGAAAUAGUUAUUGAAAUAAAUAAUUAUGCUAGAAAAAAAAGGAAAGACAUUAUCACCGUACUCGAACUAUGGCGAACUUGGCACAAUGUGCCUAUCGAAGAAAUGUGGGCAUUUAUUGGUGUUAUGAUGGACAUGGGGACAAUGCCGUUGGCAAAUUUACGUACGGAACAAUCCCAACACAAGAUGCAGAUCCACAAACACGCUUACACAGCUAGUAGGCUAGGCUGCUUCCUUGAUUAUAUAAAUUCGAAGUUUUUGAAGUAUUUUACACCGGGAAGAGAAACUUGUGUGGAUGAAUCUACUAUCAAGUUCAAAGGUCGGAUUCCCUUUAUUACUUACAACCCGAAGAAACCAACCAAAUGGGGUAUUAGAGUUCAAUAA